AUGGAUCGCCAAGUGAUAGGAAGGGGCCGCGGGAGACCCACUAGACAACACCCGGAAUCGGGUAGAGAUAGAGAGCCCGAGGUCAACCCAGACCAAGGACAAGAGGGCGGGGCCGGAGAUGGAGUGGCCACCGCUAUCAAUCGUAUCACUGAUGUCCUAGAGCGCUUGACUGAACACCAAGCUGCUGGACCAGUGCGCUAUCCAGGAGGCCCAGCCGAUUCUGACGACUGGGCACUGGAAAGGUUCCUGAAGUUUGGACCUCCUAAGUUCUACGGAGGACCUGAACCUGAGAUAGCUGAGGGAUGGUGGGAGAGAAUUUCCGACAUCUUCGCAGCUUUAAACUAUACUGAAGUGCGUCAGGUAACUUUUGCCGCAUUCCAGUUUGAGGGAGCUGCUCGCUCCUGGUGGAACCUGGUUAGGACUAACUGGGACACGAAUCAUACUCCAAGGACUUGGGCAAACUUCACAAGGGAGUUCAAUGCCAAAUUCCUCCCACCGCUCAUCCAAGAAAAGAGGGAGGAUGAUUUCAUAAAAUGUAAGCAGGGGGCGAUGAGCGUCGCCGAGUAUGAAGUCCAGUUUACCAAGCUAUCUCGAUUUGCUCCUGAAUUGGUAGCCACGGAGCAAAGGAGAGUCAGAAGGUUUGUACAGGGUCUGAAUGUAGAAGUGCAGGAAGGUUUAGCUGCCGUGAGGAUUGACACGUUCGCAGAUGCCGUCGAGAAAGCCCAGAGAGUUGAAGUGGCUAGGGCUCAAGUGAAAUCUUUUCAGGCCAAGAAAAGAUUUGCUCCUAGCAGUAGUCGGGAGCCGACGUAUGGCAAUGCUCCACCGGCCAAAGUGGGCCGAGGAAACAUUGGAGUGAAUAGUCCUGGAGCGCCACGAGGCGGCCAAGCAAGAGGAAAUGGGGCCAGGAAUACGGGAGGUCGAAAUAACGGAGCCAGAGGGGGACCGAUUGGAAGGGGACAACCUAGGAAUAUCUCGCAGGGAGGUCGAGCAAUAGUUCCCCAAAUGAAUUGUGCAUUUUGUAAGAAACCUGGCCAUAAUAUAGAUGGUUGUUGGAAGAAGCAAGGGAAGUGCCUGAGGUGCGGCAGUGGCGAGCACCAAAUUGCUGGAUGUCCCAAAAUGCAAGGCGGGACUGCCCCAAACGCUAGACCAAACACCACUGGAGGAGGCCGGCCGACAGUUCCUGCUAGAGUGUAUGCUAUAGGUGACCAACCCGUACCUAACGCCUCGGAAGUGGUGGAAGGUACACUCCCGAUUUUUCAUCGAUUAGCUAAAGUGUUAAUUGACCCUGGUGCAACCCAUUCAUUCGUUAAUCCAUCCUUUAUGUCUGGAAUAGAUGUGCAACCUGUUAGAUUACCCUUCGAUCUUGAAGUUAAGACACCCAUGGGUAAUAAAAAGGUAAUCACUAGUCUGGCUUAUAGGAAUUGUGAAUUCUGGAUUGGAGAGCGUAAAAUGCUAGUGGAUUUGAUCAGUCUGGAUAUAAAAGGUUAUGAUGUUAUAAUAGGAAUGGAUUUUCUAGGCCAUCAUCAUACUAAACUUGACUGUCGAGCAAAAGUGGUGGAAUUCUGUAUACCUGGUGAAGCCACCCUGAGGUUAGAUGUCAAGGGUAGGAUAGCAUCUUCUGCUAUGAUCUCAGGAAUUCGAGCAAGGAAAAUUUUGUCUAAAGGAGCGCAAGGUUUCUUAGCCUUCUUGAUAAAUGCUCCCAGUGACCAAGUGAGGUUGGAGGAUGUACCAGUGGUACGGGAGUUUCCGGAUGUUUUUCCCGAAGAGCUUAAGACUCUACCGCCGGAAAGGGAAGUGGAAUUUAAGAUUGACUUGAUGCCUGGAACGGCUCCAAUUUCCAGGACCCCGUAUCGAAUGGCUCCUGCCGAGCUAAAAGAAUUGAAAAUUCAAUUACAAGAUCUGUUGGAGAAAGGUUUUGUGAAGGAGAGUGACUCACCUUGGGGAGCACCCGUCCUAUUCGUGAAGAAAAAAGAUGGAAGCUUGAGGUUGUGUAUCGAUUAUCGAGGGUUGAAUGAGGCUACCAUUAAGAAUAAAUACCCUCUACCGUUAAUCGAUAGCUUGUUCGACCAACUGCAAGGGUCAGUGGUCUUCUCUAAGCUGGAUUUAAGGCAAGGGUACUAUCAGUUGAAGAUCAAGAAGGAAGAUAUACCUAAGACUGCUUUUAGUACAAGAUAUGGACAUUUUGAGUUUGCAGUCAUGCCUUUUGGAUUAACCAAUGCACCAGCUGCUUUCAUGGACCUAAUGCAAAGAAUUUUUAAGAAGUACUUGGAUCAGUUUGUAGUGGUUUUCAUAGAUGAUAUCCUGAUUUACUCUAAGUCUCGAGAGGAGCAUGCUAAGCACCUAGAGGUGGUUUUGCAGAUAUUAAGAGAACAUAAGCUAUAUGCCAAAUUCAGCAAGUGUGAGUUUUGGUUGACUGAAAUAUCUUUUCUAGGGCACAGAGUUUCUGAGGACGGUAUUGCCGUGGACCCGGCAAAAGUUGAGGCCGUUAUAAAUUGGAAACAACCAGAAACUCCAACCGAAGUUAGAAGCUUCUUGGGUUUAGCAGGUUAUUAUAGGCGAUUUAUUCAGGAUUUCUCGAAAAUUGCAGGACCUAUGACUGAGCUAACCAAGAAAGGGGCUAAGUUUGUCUGGACUCCGAAGUGCGAGUCAAGUUUUCAGGAGCUAAAGAAGCGGUUAACCUCCGCUCCCGUUUUGGUUUUGCCUGAUGGAGGUGAAGGUUAUGCUGUAUAUUCUGAUGCCUCCAGAGAAGGUCUGGGAUGUGUUUUAAUGCAAAUGGGCAAGGUAGUUGCUUAUGCUUCUAGGAAAUUGAAACCCUACGAGCAAAACUACCCAACCCAUGACCUAGAACUAGCCGCAGUAAUUUUUGCCUUGAAGAAAUGGAGACACUACUUGUACGGCGUGACUUUUGAGGUUUUUACGGAUCAUAAGAGCCUCAAGUACUUGUUCUCCCAAAAGGAGCUGAAUUUGAGACAAAGGCGAUGGGUAGAAUUCCUGGAAGAUUAUGAUUGCUCGAUUAAUUACCAUCCAGGAAAAGCCAACGUGGUGGCUGACGCUCUAAGUAGAAAGGCCCAAGUAGCAGGGUUAAUGGUAAAAGAAUGGGAUAUGCUAGAAGAAAUAAGUGGUUGGAACCCUCGCUUGGAAAAUUUGAAGGUUUUGUUAGGGAACCUAUCAUUGAAGUCACCGUUACUAGAGCGGAUUAAGGAAGCCCAGAAAACAGACCCUAUGAUUCGGAAGAAUUUGGAGAAAGUACUGAAAGGGGAAACAUUAGACUUCAAAUUAGGGCCUGAAGGGGUACUGAGGUUUCGAGACCGAAUUGUGGUUCCGUCAGUUGAAGAGAUAAGAAAAGGAAUUCUAGAAGAAUCACAUCGGUCAAUGUAUACUAUACACCCAGGUGUGACUAAAAUGUAUCACGAUGUAAAGGAAUUGUACUGGUGGGAAGGUAUGGAGAAUGGUAAUGGACACGCUAAUGGUAAUGGGGCGUCAAAUGGACACAUAGAGCCUCUUAGGUCCAUCUCUUAUAGACCCCGAGGUGGAGGAGCCCAUAUACGUUAUACCCCAGCUGAUAGGCAUCCUCGGUGCCAGUGUAGGGCCACGUAUGCCUACCCCAAUGAGCUAGUGCUAUCCCUGGAUGAUGAGCGUCGCCAGCUGAAGGACGCUAACUUCACUUUGUCUCAGGACGUAGAGGAGCUGAGUAUCAUGGUGGACACUCAGUUCGACCGUAUAGCCGAUUUAGAGGUUAGGCUAACUGCUGAGCAUCAUUUGCUGGAGGCUGCUCGUUUGGAGAUAGAGCGACAGAAGUCUAGGGCGACUCGACUAGCCGAGAGGAUGCGUGAUAGGAGUGCAGGCAUCAGGGCUGAUGCCUCAAUGAUGAUAGAUGAGGCCACGAGGUUAGAAUAG
Coffea eugenioides is the source of this 3897-nucleotide messenger RNA. RefSeq lists its product as uncharacterized. Bases 1 to 3897 code for a protein of 1298 amino acids. The transcript is spliced from 3 exons. The record is from RefSeq and is a predicted model, not a curated record. Gene Ontology annotation, molecular function: nucleic acid binding; zinc ion binding. Lineage: Eukaryota; Viridiplantae; Streptophyta; Magnoliopsida; Gentianales; Rubiaceae.